CAUUCAGUUCGCAACCACCACGCGCCGCCGCCAAUUGCCAGUCACCCCCGCGGUCGCCAACACCACCCAGUCGCCCAUCAUGUCUCAAUCAGUAGUCGGCUCGCCACCACCCACAAAGUCCGAGAAGAAGCACAAAGACAAGAAGCGCUCCAGAGAAGAGGCCGAAGAGGUCCCCGCCGUUGAAGAUGCCCCCAAGAAGCACAAGAAGUCCAAGUCCGAGUCGCUAGAAACCGAGACGGCCGACAAGAAGGCCAAGAAGUCGAAAAAGUCCAAGAAGAGCAAGGUAGAGGCUGAGCCAGAGCAGCCUGAGGAGGAGGAGGAGGAGAAGGCUGAGCAGGAGGCGGCCGUCGCAUCAGAAUCCGAGGCCGAGGAAAAGAAGAAGCGCAAGAGCAAGGACAAGAAAGAGAAGAAGGAAAAGAAGGACAAGAAGGACAAGAAGAAGCGACAAGCAUCCGCCACCCCCGAGCCCGAGACCACAACCGAUGCGAUGGACGUCGACACCACUACCUCCUUCCCCACUGACGACGACGCCGACUUUCCCUUCUACACCCAGGUCCACUCGCUCUAUGUGCCCUUCUACCCCUGCGGUUUCGACAAGCCCAUUACCAACGUCGCUGCCCAACACCUCGAACCUCUGCUCAACCACUACUCCCCCGUCCUUCGCGGCGUUCUCCUCCGCUAUACCAACCUGAACCUCUCGGAGCGCCCCGUGCAAGCCUCCGUCAUCAACCCGCCCACCGACAAGACCCCCGCCCUCCUACGUUCGGUUGACGAAUACGCCGUCGGUUUUGCCUACCUGACCUUUGACGCACACAUAUUCAAGCCCGCCCGCGGCAAGUGGAUGGAGGGUGUUGUCCAGCUGCAGUCCGAAGGCCACAUUGGCGUGCAAUGCUGGGGGAGGUUCAACGCCAGUAUCGAGGCCAAGAGGCUGCCGAAGGGGUGGAAGUGGGUAGAUCUCAAGGGCGACCACAAGUCCUACAACCAACAAGAGGAGGAGCAGCAGGAGGAGGAGGAACAACAAGAGGAAGAGGACCAGCUGGAUGGCGAAGAGCUGCAGGUUGUCGAACAAGUGCACACGACCGGCUACUGGGUCGACGCCUCGGGCAAGAAGGUCUCGGGCAAGGUGCGCUUCAGAAUCAAGAACUUUGACGUCGGUCUCGCCGGCGAUUACGGCUACCUCUCGCUCGAAGGCACAUUCCUCAACGACCAAGACGAGCGCGCCCUGCAAAAGGAGGAGCGCGAGCUGGAGCGCAAGCGCCGCUCGAGGCAGAACCCCGGCGGUCUCCUCAGGCCAAUGAGCAGGAGGGUGCCCGAGUUCAGCAUGACCAAGUUCGGCAAGGAGGAGGAGGAAGAGGAUGCGGGCCAGAGGACCGUGUUUGCAAAGGUGACGGGCAAGGAGGGAGAUGUUACGCCGGAUGAUUAGGUGUGGU
Messenger RNA from Neurospora tetrasperma FGSC 2508, 1430 nucleotides. RefSeq lists its product as uncharacterized. The transcript has a single exon. Gene Ontology annotation, cellular component: RNA polymerase I complex. Lineage: Eukaryota; Fungi; Ascomycota; Sordariomycetes; Sordariales; Sordariaceae. Gene Ontology annotation, biological process: DNA-templated transcription; DNA-templated transcription initiation. The record is from RefSeq and is a predicted model, not a curated record. The coding region runs from base 80 to 1423 and encodes 447 amino acids.